Messenger RNA from Lodderomyces oxycetoniae, 891 nucleotides. RefSeq lists its product as uncharacterized. Gene Ontology annotation, cellular component: mitochondrion. The transcript has a single exon. Lineage: Eukaryota; Fungi; Ascomycota; Pichiomycetes; Serinales; Debaryomycetaceae. Gene Ontology annotation, biological process: autophagy of mitochondrion. The record is from RefSeq and is a predicted model, not a curated record. Bases 1 to 891 code for a protein of 296 amino acids.
AUGGCAGUGAGAUCGUGUAUUAGCACUAUCAAGUUAUUGGGUCUAGGUUCUCUUGGUUUAUUAACCACCUCAAUUAUCUAUCAGUCGAUACAAAAUAUUCCUCAAUUGAUUGACGGGAUAAAUUCCAUUUAUCAGCUAAACUUAUCGACAUUGAACCAUCAAAUCUUAAAGACAAAGCAAUACAUCUUGGGAUCAAGGAUUAUAAAUGGUGUGUUGACCGGGUUGAGCACCUUGUUCUUUUCACUUGCUUUCAAAUAUAGUGCUGUUGAUGAGAAACAUCCUUAUUUGAUAUAUGCUGCUAUUGGCGCCCCCUUGAGCUUAUUCGGUUUAUACUAUAAGGCUUGGAUCUAUGAGGAUAAGAUCUUGAGCAAGAGUGAGAGUGGAAAAGAUAGGAAACAUACUAAAUUUACUUCACCUGUUACUAGUUCUGUUUCCACUUCAGACAUUGAGUAUGAAGAUGGUGAUGAAGGAGAAGAUGCAGGAGGAAAAGAAAAGAAGAAAGAUUAUAGCGAACCAACAGAAACCAUUUCAAAAGUUUGCUCUGCUGAAAAUGAAUUAGGUAGGUCGUAUGUUCAUCUUUCCGAUGAAUCGGGUAUAUCUACUCCAACCUCAACUCAACCACCAUCACCACAAAUCAAACAACAAAACAACCAACAUGAAGAUGAAGAUGAGGACGAUAUUGUGAUUGGCGAAUCAUCAGAACAGCCAAGGAAGGCAAAAACUGUAGAAGAAAUUGAAGUGGAUGCAGAAGUUGAAACAAUUUUAAUCAAAAAGGAAGUUGUUCAAGAUUUAAAACAUAUUCGAUCGGGAUAUUACAUUGCUUCCUAUAUUUCUGGAGUGAGUUUGACACUCGCUGUUGUUGGGUUAUUUGGCGACUUUUACUUUUUGUAA